Messenger RNA from Magnolia sinica, 836 nucleotides. RefSeq lists its product as uncharacterized. The record is from RefSeq and is a predicted model, not a curated record. The transcript has 2 exons. The coding region runs from base 219 to 836 and encodes 205 amino acids. Lineage: Eukaryota; Viridiplantae; Streptophyta; Magnoliopsida; Magnoliales; Magnoliaceae.
UAAUGGGUCCUGAAAUUAGAUCCGGACCCAAGCCUUGCCUGACGUCUAAAUAUAACAAUGGAACACUCCUUUUUCAGUGGGCUUUACCGCUCCAUUUGAAAAUUUUAAGCAAACCAUAUAUCAUAAUCUAACCUCCCAUCUUAAACCAGAUCCACAGCACAUCCACAUAUGCAGCUACCAAAGAAUUCCUUGAGAAUGACAUACGGGGAAAGCCAGACAUGGACGCGCUUGGUGCUCUUGGAGAUGCUGGCUGGUAUUGCAUUCGAGCCAUAUUGUGGGCCACUGACUACCAGUUACCCAAGAUUGUUGCUGCUUUCCAACGGUCGAUUUCAACCAACGUGCACUACAUGAAAACUGUCUUUUGCCUAAAGACUGAGAAAACCGCCGAUAAAACCUUUACCGGCCAUCAGAAAACUGCCGGCAAAAGCUCGGUCGGUAAAGGCUUUGCCAGCGGUCUGUCUUUUACAGGCAGUUGUGCUAGCCACCGCCUAGUUGGUGGGGUCAUCCUAUCAUGUGGGUCCUCCCUCCGAUGGGAGGACAACAUGGUGGCAACUUUCCAUUGUUCCUUCCUCUCCCAUGAAUCAAUGGACCUCAAUCUCUACGGCAAUGCUGGAUCCCUCCGCCUGCAGGACUUCAUCAUUCCUUAUGAGGGGACGUCUGCUUUGUUCUUCCUCACAUCUGGUGCAGAUUUCUUAGAGCUCUACCUAGGGAUGAGCAUCAAAGAUUCCAGGUGUGGCCUGGAUCUUGAAUGGCUUCAGAUUAGUAGGAAGACCCAGCUAGUCUUGGAUGCUGUGAAAAAAUCUAUCGGGCUCAGAUUCAAGCCAGUAGAGUUGUGA